This is a messenger RNA of Trichoderma virens Gv29-8, 1930 nucleotides long. RefSeq lists its product as uncharacterized. Bases 75 to 1856 code for a protein of 593 amino acids. Lineage: Eukaryota; Fungi; Ascomycota; Sordariomycetes; Hypocreales; Hypocreaceae. The transcript has a single exon. The record is from RefSeq and is a predicted model, not a curated record.
CAACCGAUAUCAAGAAGCAGUUGUUUGUCUCUUCUCGGCAGUUACAAGGAGCAUGCAUCUUGAGAUUUGCCAGAAUGUCGGCUGAUUUGUUUGCCGAAUUUGCCAACAGCAAUCCGCCCCCUCCACAACAACCAAUUCCGCCAGCCGCAUCUCAGACUCAGCAAAGCAAGCCCGCGGUCAGGGACCCCUUUAGCUUUGGCUUCAACGACUUCACAACAGCAGCAGCCUCGCCAAUUGAGAGAUGGCCUCCAAUCCAAUCCCAGCCGAGCGGAGCUAUCAGUUGGGCUACUUCACCAGCACUUCCGCAGACUGCGCCAGCACCACAGGCAUUCGAUGAUGCUGAUGACGAUGGCUGGGGAGACUUCGAGACGGCAAAGCCUACUCCGCCAGCAGCUACAAUCAGCAAGUCGUCCGAUCCGUUUGGAGGGUUUUCCGCUCCAUAUAAGGGGCCUGAGAUUGGAAAUCGGCCUUUCCGGGCCCCCUCCAUCGAUAUCAUGACCAAUACCUUGGUUGAUGUCCAAGCAAAUAGGCCCAACGACACCGGCCUUUCAUGGAACUCAACGCCAACCAAUUCAAGGUUCUCUAUGGCCUCGGCACCGACGGAUUCCAACGUGCUCUUCGAUGCCGAUGAUUUCGAGCUCCAGGAGCCGGAUGUGGAUGAGGAUGAUGAUGAAUUUGGUGAUUUCGAAGCGGUGGCUCCAGCACCGAUGCAGCCAAAGCAGAGCUCCACAUCCAAACCCGCGUCUUCCAUCAACUCUGCACCGUUGCUAGACCUGCUCUCUCUUGACGACCCUCCGCAACAGCAGCAGCAGCCUGUUAAAAAGGUGGCUCACAAGCAGUCCCCUCCCCAGCUCCUAGGCGCACUAAGCUUUGGAGCUACAUCAACACUUCCGAACCCACCAAAGUCACCAUCGUUUCAGGAGCGAAACCCGUUCCCAGAUCUUGGAAUCAAGACAAGUGUAGUAGCUGCUGAUACUGCCAAGAAAACACGUGAUGCCCCGAAAUCAGCAACACCAGUGACUGCUUGGCCAACAACCAAACAUAAAGCAAAGUCAUCAGUCGCCAAGAACUUCGAUGAUGAUUGGGACGCGUGGGAUGAUACGCCUAGUGGAACUGGCAAUAAGAAAGAUGUUACCACUAGCAUUCCUCAAUCCGACGACUGGGGCUGGGACGCUGGCGAUGACGGUGAAUCCAACGCCAUAAAGGCGAGCGAUGAUGACCCUCCCCCAACCAACGUUCCGCCGCCAUCCGUCAUCUUGUCUGCUUUUCCCAAUCUCCUCAGUUCAGCGAACGCCUUUUUCAAGCCAAUGUCUGGGCAUAGUGCUUCGAUAAAGCAACAGGUUCUUUCUAACCCCAAGGCAAUACACUUUCUCCAAGGCUACAUCCUCCUUGCCACGACUGCCGCUAGGGUAAUUGCUGGUCGCAAACAUAGGUGGCACCGGGACAAGAUCCUGGCGAAAAGCAUGUCUAUCUCGGCUGCUGGCAGCAAGGGUAUGAAGCUCGCGGGCGUCGACAAAACACAAUCAGCUCGGGAAGACAGGGAGGCAGCAGAUGUAGUAGCUGUAUGGCGUGAACACGUGGGACGCGUACGAUCUGCCGUCGCGGCUGCCAACACUGAAGGCAAGCUCAAUCUCAAGGUGCCCGAGCUGAGCGAGAAUAUGCUGGUCCAAACUGCCAAGACGGUGCCGGCGGGACCUAAACCAUGUAUAAUAUGCGGUCUGAAGAGAGAAGAGAGAGUGUCAAAGGUUGACUAUGAUGUAGAGGACAGCUUUGGGGAGUGGUGGGUUGAGCACUGGGGCCACAGAGCUUGUAAGAACUUUUGGGUAGAGCAUGAGCAGAAAUUACGACAGCGUUGAUGGAUGAGUCAUGCAGUGGUAAUUCGUUAUUCAUCAUAUUUAUAGAGUUAUACAGCAUAAUAUUGAUAGCAUUU